GGGAGUCUGAGAUACAAAAGUAAAAAAAACAAACAAAAAAAAACACACACACACGAAACUACAACGAAGUGAAAUGAAAGCUUUUACAACAUUAUUUCUCCCUACACAUAAGCUUGGAGCUUGAGUAACAAAGAAAGUCAGAAAUUUCGAUAUACCUCGUGUGUUUGCUGUGUUCGUCGACAGUGUUAUUGCUUAUGAGAACCCGCCUUGUCGUUACAUUGCCGACUAAAGGGCAUUAAUGUAAACCUAAAAAGUCAGAAAAUUAACUGGUGUCCCCGAACAGAUCUGAUAAUGCAUUUAUGUCGUUGGGCAUAUUUAAAGAGAACUAAGACGGUAUGACACCUUCACGUUUUGUAUUGGUUGACGAGCAACCAAUCGUGGCGGAGUGCAUCGUUAACCAUAGAAACGACUUUUCUUAUCUCAUUUGCAUUAUACACGGCAACGGAGUUAUGGUUUGCCCAAACAGGUGAAUAGUAAAUAAUAACGCCCUCGAGAGGAACCGUCAUUUUGGUUGAUUGCUCGCGGCACAUCAGACGUCGAAAGCAGUUGCGAAAACUUCUGUUCAUCUUAUUCACACAAACUGUACAAAGACUCAUUUUAUCAUGCGUGAAUGUAUCUCUAUCCACGUCGGCCAAGCCGGAGUCCAGAUGGGCAACGCCUGCUGGGAAUUGUACUGCCUUGAGCACGGCAUCCAGCCUGACGGUCAGAUGCCCUCAGACAAGACCAUCGGAGGUGGUGAUGACUCCUUCAACACCUUCUUCAGUGAGACUGGAGCUGGCAAGCACGUCCCCCGAGCAGUGUUCGUCGAUCUCGAGCCGACCGUAGUUGAUGAAGUUCGCACUGGUACCUACCGUCAGCUCUUUCACCCUGAGCAGCUGAUCACUGGGAAAGAGGAUGCUGCCAACAACUACGCCCGUGGUCACUACACCGUCGGAAAGGAACUGAUCGAUAUUGUCCUCGACAGGAUCAGGAAGCUGGCUGACCAGUGCACAGGUCUCCAGGGAUUCCUCAUCUUCCACAGCUUCGGUGGUGGCACCGGUUCUGGCUUUACCUCCCUGUUGAUGGAACGGCUCUCCGUCGACUAUGGAAAGAAGUCCAAGCUCGAGUUUGCCAUCUAUCCCGCUCCCCAGAUCUCCACGGCUGUUGUCGAACCCUACAACUCAAUCCUGACCACCCAUACCACCCUCGAGCACUCCGACUGCGCCUUCAUGGUCGACAACGAGGCCAUCUACGAUAUCUGCAGACGAAACCUUGAUAUCGAGCGACCUACCUACACUAACUUGAACCGUCUCAUCGGCCAGAUCGUCUCCUCCAUCACUGCUUCUCUGAGGUUCGAUGGCGCCCUCAACGUCGAUCUUACUGAGUUUCAGACCAACUUAGUGCCCUAUCCCCGUAUCCAUUUCCCACUUGCCACGUAUUCACCAGUCAUCUCUGCAGAAAAGGCCUACCACGAGCAGCUGACCGUUUCCGAGAUCACUAACUCUUGCUUUGAGCCUGCCAACCAGAUGGUAAAGUGUGACCCUCGUCACGGCAAAUACAUGGCCUGCUGUCUCCUGUACCGUGGUGACGUCGUCCCAAAGGACGUCAACGCCGCCAUCGCUACUAUCAAGACCAAACGUACCAUCCAGUUCGUUGACUGGUGUCCAACUGGGUUCAAGGUCGGUAUCAACUAUCAGCCACCCACCGUCGUCCCUGGUGGUGAUCUUGCCAAGGUUCAACGUGCCGUCUGCAUGUUGAGCAACACCACCGCCAUCGCCGAGGCUUGGGCCCGCCUCGACCACAAGUUCGAUCUGAUGUACGCCAAGCGUGCUUUCGUCCAUUGGUACGUCGGAGAGGGUAUGGAGGAAGGAGAGUUCUCCGAGGCUCGUGAAGAUUUGGCUGCUCUCGAGAAAGACUACGAAGAAGUCGGCGUUGAUUCCGUCGACGCAGAGGCAGAGGAGGAGGAAGCUGAUGAAUAUUAGAAGUUGCACUAUCUGGUUGCAUUGUAAAGAUUUCCAGCGGGGGGUGGUUGAGGCGGUGUUCCGAAACAAUGUUUACAUAUUAAAUCACUUAUUCAUAGCUCACUGUAUCCCCUUCGGUUUAUCCAUUCUUCGUAUCAAGCAAUUUACAAAAAUUAAAUGUUCAAAGAUUGUUUGUCCUCGCUUUCUAUUUACAUUUACAUUCAGGUUAUAAUAAUUUGUUCAGCCUCCAAAAAUCAUAACUAUUCCUGUCCGAUGGAUUUCCUUCUUCAGCUGUUUAGUAAAUUAAAAGGCAAACAUAGUACAUAUCACCACCAGCGUAAUGCUAUCACAUUAUCAUGAUCAUUAUGUUUGACGGCCAUGAUCAUGAUGACAAUUUGUCCUAAUCAAUUACCACUUUUUGAAGCUCAUGGAUUUCCAGCUGUAAUCAUCAGUGAUUUUGUAUUAGCCAACCAUUUAUAAGAGUAGGUUACAACAAGCAAUAAGUGCAAAGGUUGUGCAAUAUUUCAUUUUGUUUUUAACUUUCUCCCCCACGAUAAAUUUUUAAGCAACAAUGCGAGCUACAUUAUUUUGCCAAACAGGCCCAUAUUAUCGGAGACAUAUGAAAUUAAGCCAUAAACGUUUGUCCCUUUACCACCCUGUCAGUGUUUAAGUGACUUUACGUUAAUUGACGGGAAAGUUCAUGAGAUCUUAAAAUACUACAAGUAUAAUAGAAUCAAGCCGAACAUAAAAUUACAUAUAUAAAUAUUGCCUUUACGCAAGAUGACCUCUGAUUGCGGUGCCUGAAUAACACCAUUGAAACGCAGGAGAUGGAGAACAGUAUCGUUAUCGCAUGCAAAGAACGGGGGGGGGGGGGGGCGUUUCAUCAAUAUUUUCGUCCGACAAGUUGUCAGAUCUGACAACUUUCCUGGAUUCUGAUUGGUUGAGAAGGACUGUUACUAUAGUAACUGUCGGAAAAAAAUAGGACUUGUCGGAUAAAACGUCCGACAAGUCCUUUCAUGAAACGCUCCCCUGGAGUUCCACUUGGUUCAAUUCCAUUAAGUAUUUAUUAUUCUCGGGACCCCACCUUAACGUCACUUCCCUUUUGACUUGUGGGCCACUCUCCGGGAGGGGGGGGGGUGGCACUCGGAAAGGGUAGGGGUGUGUGGCCUCAAACUCUGAAACCACACCCAUAAGAACGGUAGUUGCUUAUGGAAGGAGGGGCUUAAGAACUAACAAGUUAGGCGUAUUAGGUGGACCUCUGCACAUGGGGGUGCUUGGGAACUGACUCAUGAAAUGAGGAGUUUAAGAACGGGGGAGAACGGGUUGGUCAAUGAAAAAAAAAAGGUUAAACGAUAUGCUUAUGAACGGCUGGCAAAGUCGUGAAAAGGGGCUCUUAAGGGUUGCACAUACCCAUAUACUGUCAUUAUGUGCGAGCGCCCCCCUCCCCUCCCCCGACUACUCAAUUCAUCAUGUUCACGGCCGUUUGAAUAUUAUUAUGUGCAAGCUAGUAUGAAGUCAUUAUAGGAUUCUCGUAUGUUAAUCGCCACUUUGAAUUUCAUCUUUUUAUUCUGAAUGCUAAACCUUGAAUUGUUAAUGUUUCGUGUAUAAUGAAAAAUCUAAAUAAACCUUGAGAACUUUCCUUUA
Lytechinus pictus (painted urchin) is the source of this 3584-nucleotide messenger RNA. RefSeq names its product tubulin alpha-1 chain-like. Lineage: Eukaryota; Metazoa; Echinodermata; Echinoidea; Temnopleuroida; Toxopneustidae. The transcript has 3 exons. Gene Ontology annotation, biological process: microtubule cytoskeleton organization; mitotic cell cycle. Gene Ontology annotation, cellular component: cytoplasm; microtubule. Gene Ontology annotation, molecular function: GTP binding; structural constituent of cytoskeleton. The record is from RefSeq and is a predicted model, not a curated record. The coding region runs from base 603 to 1961 and encodes 452 amino acids.